This is a messenger RNA of Strongylus vulgaris, 125 nucleotides long. The record is from the annotation of a GenBank genome assembly. NCBI's taxonomy places the organism in Eukaryota, Metazoa, Nematoda, Chromadorea, Rhabditida, Strongylidae.
AUGGUUGACGCCGUGAUGAGUACCGUAGUCGCUGUCGCUUCCGCCUUCGCGCUUUCACGGACACGAUGUUGGUGGGUGAUGUUGGUUGAGCGCGGCUGCGAUGAGGAACGCCGUGUCGGGUAGGA